This is a messenger RNA of Pomacea canaliculata, 984 nucleotides long. RefSeq names its product rho guanine nucleotide exchange factor 25-like. The record is from RefSeq and is a predicted model, not a curated record. Gene Ontology annotation, biological process: intracellular signal transduction; axon guidance. Bases 1 to 984 code for a protein of 327 amino acids. The transcript is spliced from 10 exons. Gene Ontology annotation, molecular function: guanyl-nucleotide exchange factor activity. Gene Ontology annotation, cellular component: cytoplasm. NCBI's taxonomy places the organism in Eukaryota, Metazoa, Mollusca, Gastropoda, Architaenioglossa, Ampullariidae.
AUGGACUUGUUUGUGAUUCAGGAGUUGUAUGAUACAGAGAAGGUUUAUGUUGACGAUCUGGGCAGCAUAGUGGAGGGCUACAUGGGGUACAUGAAAGAAAACCCUCUGCCAGGUGACUUGGAAGGAAAAGAUAAAAUUGUUUUUGGAAACAUUCAUCAGAUUUAUGACUGGCACAAAGAAACAAUGGUAAUGGAGCUAGAGAAAUGUCUGACUGAGACAGAAAAAGUGGGCUCCAUUUUUAUCCGAUAUGAACGACGACUUUACAUGUAUGUCAAGUACUGUGAAAACAAGCCAAAAUCAGAGUACAUUGUGUCUGAAUACUUGGAUACCUAUUUUGAAGAAAUCCGUCAGAAACUUGGUCACCGGCUAACUUUGCCAGAUCUUUUGAUAAAGCCAGUGCAGCGUAUAAUGCGUUACCAGCUUUUGAUCAGGGAUAUCCUGAAAUACACUGAAAAGGCAGGGUUGGAUACCACAGAUUUGAAAAAGGCACUACGGGUCAUGUGCAUUGUGCCAAAGGCAGCCAAUGAUAUGAUGCAAGUAGGUCGCUUGCAAGGAUUUGAUGGCAAGAUCACUGCUCAAGGAAAGCUGCUGUUACAGGACACAUUGUUAGUGUCGGAGGUUGUAGCAGGUAUGGCACAAAAAGCUCGGGAGCGAAGAGUUUUCCUCUUUGAACAGAUUAUCAUCUUUAGUGAGAUGCUGGAGAGGAAGAAGGGAGAUUUUUCCAAUGCCAGCUAUAUAUACAAAAAUAGUCUCAAGGUGAAUAAGAUGUCAAUGGCAAAUCAAGAGGAAGGAGAACCAUUGAAGUUUGUGUUGAUUGACCGUACGCCAGGAUCAGACAUGAAGUACAUUAUUCAGGCUCCAUCAGAGGAAGUCAAAGAUACAUGGAUUCGUGAGAUUCGCUCAAUCCUCGAUAUGCAGGGGGACUUCCUCAGAGCUUUGCAGUCACCUAUUGCCUACCAGAGAGAAAUCUCAAAAGAAUUGUAA